AAUUGGAUAACUUCGUUUUCAGGUUACCUGAAUUAGAAACUCUCAGCAAAAUUUUCAGCUUUUCAAUAAUUGAUAUUCUGAUCCUUUUCAAUAAGUUCGUAUUUUUUCUCUUUACCAAUCCUUAUUGAUCAUCUAGUUCAUCAGAGUAUACUUACUUGAGUAUCUCUGCAUCUAUUCAACGACCUUAUAUCUAUAUUAUAAUUUGUUUACAAAAGUCAUUCAAACAUCUACAAUACUUUGAAGCAAAUUUAGAGUAAUUUACCAUGACAGCUGCUGCGAACGAACAAGCGAUUUUGGUCGAAGAAUCUCUCAAUAAGAUUAACACAGCUCCUACAUCUGCGGAAGUUGAGCAAGCUGCUCAAGCCCUUGCCGAGCUUGUUCAAUCGAAAGGCAUGAUUAUGAUCAAGACCUAUAAAAUCUUCGACAAACUAUUAGCUUCUAUCAAAAACAAAAAGUCAGGUUUAGAACGUGAAGGCGGUUUGAUCGGUUUUAAUGCUAUGGCAGAAGUUAUGACUCAUGAGGUCGAACCAUUAUUGAUCAAUUAUCUUGAGAUUUUUUUGGAUUUAUAUGCGGAUAAGGGUCAGGUUGUCCAAGAGGCUGCAACAGUUGUUUCCCGUACACUCGUUGAUAUGAUACCGCCUGAAGCUACCAAAAUUUUGCUACCUGUCCUUUUUAAAGGUAUGGGGCACGGUUGUGGCAAUUCCAAGAAAUGGCAAACUAAAAUCGGCGCUCUCAAGUUGUUGCAACGUUUUACUGAAAGAGCUCCUGAACAAAUUGGUGAAUGUUUACCAGAGAUCAUUCCCGCAGUGUCUGAUUGUCUCGCAGAUACUAAAAAGGAUGUCGCUACAGUAGCUGAAAAGGCUAUGCUAAAAAUCUGUUCUGUAGGUGGUAAUCCUGAUAUUCAAAAGCACAUGAAGGAUCUUGUCCUCUGUAUGGGGAAUCCAACAUUGGUGCCCGAAACGAUCGAGAAACUUGCCCAGACAACGUUUGUUGCUGAAGUUAAUGGUCCCACUCUAGCUAUUAUGGUGCCUCUUUUAACACGUGCUUUAAAUGAACGUUCAACUACUAUUUUACGACAAACAGUUGUCAUUACUGAUAAUUUAUGUAAGCUCGUUCGUGACCCUCGUACAGCUGCACAAUUUUUGCCUCAAUUGUAUCCUGGUAUUGAUCGUCAAGCUGAAGGUGCUGCCUUCCCGGAAAUUCGCGUGUUGGCAAAUAAGGCUAAGCAGACAUUGAUCGCUGCUGGUGGUGCCCAAGAGAAGUCAGUUGAUGAAUUAACAGAUGUCACCGUUGAAGAAGCUUCUGCUGCUGUCAAGAAGGCUGCCACUAAAGUACAGGGUUUCCUUGAUUCCUUUUUCUUGCCCUUCAUCAAUUAUCUCGGUCAUAUUGCAGCUGAUCUCGCUCGUCAAGAAAUUUUCCUCAAUGACAGAUGGCAUAAAAUAUUCACACCCUAUUUGAAGGCGUUCAUUAUGAAAUCAGAUAUUCCUGCUCUCAUCGACGACGUUCUAAAGGAAGUUCAUACCAUUUUCAAGAGUCGUAAUAAGGAGAGCGACGAUAGUGCGAUCGAUGAACAAGAAGGAGAGGAGAUUUGUCAUGUUGAUGAUUUCUCACUUGCUUAUGGUACUCGCUUAUUGUUAAGUCAUACUAGGCUCAAAUUGCAUCGAGGACAACGUUAUGGUCUUUGUGGCCAGAAUGGUGCUGGUAAGAGUACUUUAAUGAAUGCAAUUCAUAAUGGUAAAGUUGAAAACUUCCCUCCUCAAGAGGAAGUACGUACCGCUUUGGUGGAUUACAACUCUCAAGCUGCUGAUCCUUCUUUAAAGAUCGUCGAUUACGUUCUUGCAGAUGAUCUUUUAAAGGAUUUGCCCCGUUCUGAAGUUGAAAAGUCGCUCCGUGACGUUGGAUUCGAUGAUGCUCGUCUUGCUAUGUCUGUAUCUUCACUUUCUGGUGGUUGGAAGAUGAAGCUCGAACUUGCUCGUGCCAUGUUAUCGAAGGCUGAUAUUCUUUUGUUGGACGAACCUACUAACCAUUUGGAUGUGGAGAAUAUCAAAUGGCUCGAAGACUAUCUGAAUGCUCAAACACAAGUCACUUGUCUUAUAGUGUCUCACGACUCUGGCUUUUUGGAUAAUGUUUGUACACAAAUCUUGCAUUACGAGAAGAAGAAGCUUCGUUUGUAUCAUGGUAAUCUGUCCGAUUUCGUCAAGAUCUAUCCUGCUGCUCGUACCUAUUAUACGCUUGAUGCUUCUACUGUUGAAUUCACAUUCCCCAAGCCUUCCGUUUUACAAGGUGUUAGAUCAAACACUAAGGCUAUACUCAAGAUGACAGACUGUUCAUAUACUUACCCUGGUAAUCAGAAACCCUCCCUUAUGAACGCUUCUGCCUCUCUAUCCCUUUCAUCACGUGUUGCUGUCGUUGGCCCCAACGGUGCUGGUAAAUCCACAAUGAUCAAGCUUUUAACAGGUGAAAUGGUUCCUCAAACAGGUACUGUGUGGCGUCAUCCUGCUCUUCGCAUCGGUUACGUUGCUCAGCAUGCUUUCCACCACUUGAACCAGCAUCUUGAAAAGACUCCCACUGAUUAUCUACAAUGGCGUUAUUCCACGGGUGAAGACAAAGAAGUUGCUGAAAAAGAAACUCGUGCUUGGAGUGAAGAAGAGAGAGAACAAAUGGAAAAGCCUAUUUCUGUGAACGGUGAAAUGCGUCAAAUUGAAGCACUCUUAGGUCGUACAAAGCUGAAGAAGACAUUCCAAUAUGAAAUCAAAUGGAAGAAUAAGCUUCCCAAGCACAACAGCUGGUUCUCUCGUGAAAAGUUGUUAGAAUUAGGUUUCCAGAAAUUAGUCCAGCAAUUUGAUGACAAGGAAGCUUCUCGUGAAGGUUUAUUGUAUCGUGAGUUAACCAUGCCUACCAUUCGUCAGCAUUUCGCCGAUAUUGGCCUUGAUCCUGAUAUUGCUCAAUAUACCAAGAUGGGUGCCCUUUCUGGUGGUCAAAAGGUGAAGGUUGUCAUUGCUGCUGCCAUGUGGAACAAUUGUCAUAUGUUGGUUCUUGACGAACCUACUAACUUUUUGGAUCGUGAAGCAUUGGGUGGUCUCGCUACUGCUAUUAAGAAAUGGGAAGGCGCUGUUGUAAUGAUUUCGCAUAGUACAGAAUUUGUUAAUGCUUUAUGCCCUGAAAGCUGGAAAUUGGAAGCUGGAAAACUAUAUAAGAGUGGUGUUUCUGCGGUGGAAGAUGAGACCCACAUUGAUGAAGAGAAAGUGAAGGCAAAGAUUUCAAAAAAGAAGAAGAAAACUAGAAAUGAAAUCAAAGCUCAACAGGAGCGUCGCCGUGCUCGUCAUCUCAAAUGGUUAAUCGAAGGCGGAACCAAAGAACCUGAUACCGAAAGUGAUUAAAAUAUAUAAUUUGCACUAUUUUUGUAUAACAUUAUUUACAUUAUUAUAACUCUGUAGAUUCUCAUAAUCCUUUAUUACAUGUAUAUUCUUAUUUCUCAUAUUCCUUUGCAUCAAAGAGGAAAUUUACUCAUAUAAAUUAUAGACAUUCGUUAGAACUUAUAGAAAUUGAAAAU
Mycotypha africana is the source of this 3553-nucleotide messenger RNA. Its product is annotated as P-loop containing nucleoside triphosphate hydrolase protein. Lineage: Eukaryota; Fungi; Mucoromycota; Mucoromycetes; Mucorales; Mycotyphaceae. Bases 264 to 3380 code for a protein of 1038 amino acids. Gene Ontology annotation, molecular function: ATP hydrolysis activity; ATP binding. The transcript has a single exon. The record is from RefSeq and is a predicted model, not a curated record.